AUUAUGUUCCACCAGCAAAACGUAGAUCUACUGUUUUAUCCAGUCCACCAUCAGUAUCUCUUUCAAUACCUUCUACAUCAAAAAGCCAUUCAUACUGUUUUAUAUGCAAAAAGCCUGGACCAAAGCUAAUUGUUGUUCCAUCACAAGCAAGAUUUUCUGCAUUUCUUAAAAAAGAGGUUAUAAUUCCUGCAGGAUGUCGCUGUUGUCCGGGACAUUUGACGGAAGACAAUUUUACAGAAGAUGCAAUAAGUAAAAUAAACUGUACAAAUGAUAAUGUCAUCCUUAACAGAUCUACAAUUAUGGAUCUUUUGAAGAAGUUACGAUAUACAGCCUUACAAAAUGAACAAUCAAGAAUUGACUUUGAUACAGAUAAAGUGUUAUCUGACUCUGACUUUAUCAAUUUAACCGGUAUAAAUAAGGACAACUUUAAUGAUCUUCAUUCCUAUAUCAAAAAUAUAGUAAGAAAUACACCUACACGAAGCACAAGAACUUCUCUUGGAAUUUUCCUUUUUAAAUUAAAAUCUGGAAUUUCAAAUAAAGUGCUGUCUACCAUUUUCAACAUAUCAAGAUCAAGUUUACGCCGAGCCAUUUCGUGUGUCAGACAAGCUUUAGUUAAUAAUUUCGUACCUGAAAAUUUGGGUUUUAAACACGUCAGCCAUGAUGAUGUUGUUAAUCUGCACACACGACCACUAGCUCAGACUUUAUUUGGGGAUGGAACAAACACACAGGCUAUCUUAGUGCUUGAUGGAACCUAUAUGUAUAUUCAGAAGAGCGGAAAUUUUCAUUUUCAAAGACGGUCAUAUAGUUUACACAAGGGACGACCGCUUGUUAAACCAAUGGUAGUUGUUACUACUACAGGAUACUUCGUGACUGUUCUUGGACCAUACAUGGCCGACUGCAAAAAUAAUGAUGCGGCAAUCCUCAAACAUAUGUUUAACACAAAUGUAGAAGAUAUCAAAGAAUGGGUACAAGAAAAUGAUAUAUUUGUAGUUGAUAGAGGGUUCAGGGACUCAUUGGAGCUGCUUGAUGAUUUAGGGAUAAAGGCACAGAUGCCAAGCUUUUUAACGAAAGGCCAAAAACAGAUGACAACAGAUGAAGCCAAUGCAAGCAGAUUAGUUACUAAGGUCCGUUGGGUAGUAGAAUCUGCUAAUGCAAGAAUCAAGAGAUGGAAGUAUCUGAGCCAUGUUUUACCAAAUAAACAAGUUCCAUAUAUCGGAGAUUAUGUUUGCAUUGUAUGUGGAAUAUCAAAUAAAUAUUUACCGCCGUUGUCUCCAGGAUGUGACAAUGAAGAAGCAUUGGCUGCAAAAAUGUUGUAUCUGUCGAAAAGAGUAAAUACACUGAAACAGAGGGUAGAAGACGAAAAUUUGGAGAGACGUAAGACAAUUUGGAAAGAGCCAGAUAAUCAUACUUUAGACGAUUUCCCACUUCUUGAUGAAGAAGAUCUGAGAAACAUAACGUGCGGUGUUUAUCAACUAAAACUUAGCACUAGCUACAUUCAGGAACACUUGGAGGGCAAUUGUCAAAUUCUUAUACAUAAAGAGGAUGAACAUUUGAUACGCGUGAAACUUCAGAGCCGUCAUGUUUCUUCUAAAACCUAUAUUUUGUGGAUAGAAUACACAUCUGCUGAAAUUACCGCAUGGUACUGUAAAUGCAGAGCAGGAGCACGUGUUGUGGGAGUGUGUGCGCAUAUUGCAUCAAUACUCUGGUAUCUUGGUUAUGCAAGGCAUAAUCAAGAUUUAUCUUAUGGAGUCCAGAAUUGGGGAGCAUAUCUAGAAGAUGCAGCAUCUAUUCCACAAGCUGUAGACGAAAGUGAUAGUGAGGAGAGUGUCGUUGAAGAAUAGAAUAUUGUAUCAAUCCUUGUUCGGUCACUGUCUCCUUGAC
Messenger RNA from Mytilus trossulus (common blue mussel), 1881 nucleotides. RefSeq lists its product as uncharacterized. The transcript is spliced from 3 exons. The coding region runs from base 300 to 1841 and encodes 513 amino acids. The record is from RefSeq and is a predicted model, not a curated record. Lineage: Eukaryota; Metazoa; Mollusca; Bivalvia; Mytilida; Mytilidae.